AUGCUUCUGCUUCUGUUCGUACAUGCUGUGAAUUCAGCUAAUUUCAGUGAGAUUUUCCAGCCAAACUGGGCACCUGACCACAUCGUCAUUCAAGGGGACGAAAUUUCAUUGUCUCUCGACAACACUACCGGUUGUGGAUUUGAAUCCAAGAAAAAGUAUCUAUUUGGGAAAGCCACUACUCAACUCAAACUAGUUCAAGGCAAUUCAGCUGGAACCGUUAUUGCUUUCUACAUGGCAUCUGAUGGGAAUAACCACGAUGAGCUAGACUUUGAGUUUCUUGGCAAUGUUUCAGGAGAACCAUACCUCGUACAGACAAACAUAUACGUUAAUGGCAGUGGAAAUCGAGAGCAGAGGCACAGUCUAUGGUUCGAUCCAACUAUGGACUUCCAUACCUACUCGUUCUUCUGGAAUCGUCGCUCCAUCUUAUUUCUUGUGGAUGAUAUUCCGAUUCGAGAAUUUUCGAGCAAGGAGAAAAAAGGGGUCCCAUAUCCGAAAAAUCAACCAAUGGGAAUUCAUGGAUCAUUAUGGAAUGCUGAUGAUUGGGCUACACAAGGAGGGAGGGUGAAGAUUAAUUGGAGCUAUUCCCCAUUUGUUACUACAUUUCAGUCAUUUGAUAUUGAUGCAUGUGAAUUAUCACCGGAUGAAGUAGAUGAUCCCGUGGUGAAAUGUGGAAAAUUGGGGCAAUUCUGGUGGGAUAAGCCUGUCAUGAAGGGGUUGAAGCAGCAAAGGAAAAGGCAAUUAAAUUGGGUUCGCAACAAGUUCUUGGUAUAUGAUUAUUGUAAUGAUACGGCUCGAUUUUCUGAGAUGCCAAAAGACUGCCUUUUUGUUUAG
Molecule: messenger RNA, 831 nt
Organism: Fraxinus pennsylvanica
Lineage: Eukaryota; Viridiplantae; Streptophyta; Magnoliopsida; Lamiales; Oleaceae
Source: the annotation of a GenBank genome assembly